UAAAGUCAUUUAGUAUUUUUAGCGAACCCUAGAAAAAUUCGCCCCUCAAAGUUCACUGCUGACAAAAGUUACUUGCAAAUGCAUUCGUAUGGAAUUUGGAAGUUUGAUCAAAAUGGUGUUUGUUUGUCAAAAGGUUACGCCGCUCACCGAACCUUGUUAGUAACACAAUACGAAAACCGCACGAAGCCGAAGUUACAAAUUUGUUAUGUUUCUGCUAUUUUCCUCGAGUUCUAGAAUUCUUGCUUGAAAACGCCUUAAAACUCUUUCUUUUUUCUACUUCAGAAAAUUUCCUAUUUGUUCAAACCUCAUCGCAUUUAUUGAGGGGAUUAAUUUUGUAUCGUGUUAUUAUUGAAAUCAGUUGUAGGUACCUUGGUGUGAAUACAUGCGUACUUUAUAAACAAGCUUACCAAUGCUUAUAAUUACAGUAUUCCUUGCUAAAGCGCUACACCACAGGAAAUCCGCUUUAAGAAACACCACAUAGUGUGUCGAACCAUUCGCCAUUUAUAGUCUUUAUACAAACCCAUUAGAAAGUUAUAAUCUGACUAGAAACCCCGCAGUUACAAGUUAGUGGACAACAACAGAAUCUGCCGGUCCAUGGGGCAGACAAGGAAAUUCGAUUUGAGUAGCAUUUUGUCUUAAGUUAUCCAGUACUUCGACAGCACUCUUUGAAAUAUCAAUUAUCUUCCUCAACAGUUACAAAACAAUUAUCCCCGGCGCCCUGAAAAUCACAUUUCAAAACAGGCGAAGAUUAAAUACUUCCUUCAGAGUUAAUCGUAAUGGCGGAUUAGGCUGAGAGAUUUUUAAAUGGACAAAGACUACCAUUUAGGACCUGUCUCUGUAUCCGGAAAGAAAAGGUGCUUUGUUUUGGAAUAGGUGGAAGGGUAGAUUUUGCUCGAAGUCAAAACAUAGAGCAGGUUUCGAAGCUAGUACACGGCUGAGUAACUGUAAAGUACUGUCUUUAUGGAAUCAUAUUUAUCGAACAACCCUAGACCGCCCCUUUCUCAACUGCAGAACGCCCCGUCCGCGUUCGUGCCACCCACCGGAGCGUAUUUAUAUCGCAGGCAUGUUUCGACAAAACAGCAACAGUAUGUAUGUCCUAUACUUCUGCUAUCAGAUAGCGUUUACAUGACACUUAAUCUAGCGCGCGAGAAUGAACUUUAUACAAGAACUUACGCCGUAUUGUAAAGGAUUUGCAAUUGAAACAAUUAUGGUUUCCGCUUGCAAUCGAGAGGUGUGAAGUGGAAGGAACUCGAGGUUUUUGUCAGUGCAGCUGGGAGCGAAAUGGCUGGCUAAAAUUGUCAACAUUUUGUUGAGCUGAAAAUUUCACAUUGACGUCCGCCUGUAGGCUUUUGUAUUGUUGGUAUGGAUUGGUUCCGAAUAAUGGCUCCAUUUGGAGAAACUUAUUAUAUAUCAACAAAUCCCUAUCAUUCAAUCACAUUGUGUCAUGAACAGGCUUUCUGUUAAGCUGAUUGGUUGUAAACAAGAGCGGCGGCAUCUCAAAAGAAGACGUACUUGGGGUUUUGGCUGAAUUAAAUCAACAGUCCAUUUCGAAGCUCGUGGGGCGUACAAAGUGCUGGUGAAUUCGUCGACCAAAAUAGAUCACAAAACAGCCCCGAAUAGGCCCGAGCAGAGGUUCUAUGAACAGGGGUUUCUUUCGCCAGGAGCCGGGAACAGCGACAGAUUGCAGAUUGACACCUCUUGCGAUGCUCGCAGCGACUUGUAGCAGAAUAGGACAACAAAGCCCGCCACCGGUAUCUGACGUGACUAUGGCAAAAGGGUUCUACCACUGGAAACAGCCAACUUCACUGCCAAUCCAGCGAGGAAGGCCGGCUGAUGCGGGAUUGUAUUCGAACUUGCCUUCAGCAUUCAUCCCAGCUAGCGAGUCUUUAAGUGUACAGAACCACGACAGCUUUCUCCCCAGCCCAAACUAUUCGUCAGGGCAUAAUUCGCUCACAGACCCACUGGCUAUAGCCUCGGCAAGUCGCGUGCACUCUGCCUCUGUCGAAGCGUCCAUGUACCCUCCGCGUAUGCCGCAUCCUUACGAAGGUUCGCCCUGGUUUAAACCUCCUCUAGAGCCUCACACGCAGGCUUCUGCACGGCAGGCGUUCUGGGAAGUACACAGCAAUACCCCGUGGCUAGAUCAAGCAGUUUCGGGCAGUUCAUUUCACCCAACUUUGAGCCAUUUUACAGGACUGCCACACGAAUUUUCCACAGGAAGUUUACCCAUUCCUGCUGCGGUUUCCGUGGCUAGCCAUCCACACUUUCUGCCCCCUCCUUGUCUUGGUUCCGAUCCUAUGAAGACUUCUCUUCCAACUUACAUAGAUGGACCUUCGUAUUUUCCUGGGACACCAGGAUUACUGCCGUCGACGCAGAGUGUAGCCGCAAGAGCGACUCGACGGUACACGGGUCGAGCGACUUGCGACUGUCCGAAUUGUCAAGACAAUGAAAGACUAAGCGCUGCCGGUGCUCCUUUUCGGAAAAAAACUCAACAUAUCUGUCACAUUCCUGGUUGCGGCAAAGUGUACGGGAAAACCUCACAUCUCAAAGCACAUCUCCGCUGGCACACUGGCGAGCGGCCAUUUGUGUGUAACUGGUUAUUUUGCGGAAAGCGGUUCACACGCUCUGACGAACUUCAGAGACAUUUACGAACGCACACGGGCGAGAAACGGUUCGCUUGUCCCAUCUGCAAUAAACGUUUUAUGCGAAGUGAUCACCUUGCCAAGCACGUUAAAACCCACAAUAAUGAUUCGGUGAGGAAAGGAGACUCGGAGAAAGACGAAAAAGAGGAAGGAAAAGCAAUCACAGAUGGCGACAGUGAACGAACUUGUAACUUAUCUGAAAAUGGCGAGAGUGACAAGAUCGUGUAGUCUGACCGAGACAAAACGUAAGACAUUACGAAUUUAAUGACAAAAUGUUUUUCUCUCAAGCCUAUUAUAUUCUUUCCACGAUAUAAAAGCUCUGACAUCGUAAAUUCAGUGCUUAAAUCGUUUCUGAACUCGAAGAUGAGAAACUAAUAGAAACUUUGUAUAUUAUGGGUGACGUCGGCUCGCAAAGCAGAGGUAUAAAAUUUCCUAGUUCAGAGAUUGUUUCAGUGAUGCAUACAGUUACCAAUAUGGCUCUUGCUAGCUAAGAUUGAGAGUUUGAAACCCACAUGAAUAGUGUGCGAUUCUGAUUGAAUGGAAAUCGUUCUUGAAUUGACUACUGAUAUCUACUGUACAGAACAAUACGUGAAAAUUCCUCGUCUGAGAGAGAGAGAAAGAUAUAACAUUGAUAUGCUAUGAAAAUAACAAAUUUUUUGGCCUUGUUCAAUUGUAUUUAAAGGCUGUAAGUUUUAAGUUAUUUAAUUGAACAAGCUGACACAUUUGACUUCAGGUUAUUUACAGUUGAAAUGUACAUAAAAGUGAAGAGCUAAGCUGAAUCUUGCGACUACAUUAAAGAGACCACUGAUUCGAUUGCAAGAGUUGUCUGUCUGUGAAGACGUGA
Orbicella faveolata is the source of this 3483-nucleotide messenger RNA. RefSeq names its product transcription factor Sp9-like. Gene Ontology annotation, molecular function: DNA-binding transcription factor activity, RNA polymerase II-specific; RNA polymerase II cis-regulatory region sequence-specific DNA binding. Gene Ontology annotation, biological process: regulation of transcription by RNA polymerase II. The record is from RefSeq and is a predicted model, not a curated record. NCBI's taxonomy places the organism in Eukaryota, Metazoa, Cnidaria, Anthozoa, Scleractinia, Merulinidae.